Molecule: messenger RNA, 960 nt
Organism: Coffea eugenioides
Lineage: Eukaryota; Viridiplantae; Streptophyta; Magnoliopsida; Gentianales; Rubiaceae
Product: MDIS1-interacting receptor like kinase 2-like
Exons: 2
Coding region: 1-960 (319 amino acids)
Molecular function (GO): protein binding
Source: RefSeq, a predicted model, not a curated record
AUGGGGAGAAGAAAGAGAGAAAAGGACGAACUCUGGAGUCUUGUAUUUAAAGGGAUGAACCAUCAAAUAUCUCAUCAUGCAGUUCACAAGAUAAACAAAGUGAACAAAUUUGAUCCAGCUUCAGCUGAGCGUGAGCUCCAGAAUAGUUCCCUCUUGAUUUCAUGGAAUAUUAAGCCUACCAAAGCCAAGAAUUCUUCCAGCCCUUGCACUUGGGCGGGUGUCUCAUGCAACAUUGGUGGAAGCGUCAACGGAUUGAACCUCACAAAUUCCAGAAGUCCCAUUCCUCCAGAAAUAGGAAACUUAUCCAAUCUAGUCACUGCUUUUCUGAGCUCUAAUCAUUUGACAGGUUCAAUUCCACAUGUUCUAGGUAACCUCAAUAAGCAAGAGACCUUGUUCCUUUUCCAAAACGAUCUGUCCGGUCCCAUUCCAGUAGAGUUAGGGCACUUGAAAUCACUCCAGAGUUUGAGCUUGUUUGGAAAUAAUCUCAUUGGCACAAUUCCAACAUCACUGGGUGACCUGACGAAUUUGACUGUCCUCCAUCUCUAUGAUGACCAACUCUCAGGCUCAAUUCCUGAAGACUUGGGCAACCUAGAGCUACUUACAGAUUUGGAACUAGACAGGAAUGAACUGAAUGGUUCUAUUCCUAAAUCAUUUGGUGAUCUGAGCAACCUGGAAUUUCUGUUUCUCCGUGAAAACCAGCUUUCCGGUUCCAUUCCAGUGGAGCUCGGGCAAUUGACAAAGUUGGCUGUGAUGGAACUGGAUACAAAUCAAUUGUCUGGUCAUCUGCCAGAACAUCUUUGCCAAAACGGAACACUUCAAAACUUCACAGUAAGCAACAACAGGCUGACUGGUCCAAUCCCUGUAAGCUUGAAAAACUGCUCCAGUUUAAUCAGAGUUCGAUUUGAAGGAAACCAACUAACCGGGAACCUGUCAGAGAUGUUUGGUAUCAUCCAAACUUGA